Molecule: messenger RNA, 2401 nt
Organism: Ictalurus furcatus (blue catfish)
Lineage: Eukaryota; Metazoa; Chordata; Actinopteri; Siluriformes; Ictaluridae
Gene: mogat3b
Product: monoacylglycerol O-acyltransferase 3b
Exons: 8
Coding region: 1197-2213 (338 amino acids)
Biological process (GO): triglyceride biosynthetic process
Cellular component (GO): endoplasmic reticulum membrane
Molecular function (GO): diacylglycerol O-acyltransferase activity
Source: RefSeq, a predicted model, not a curated record
GAGAGAGAGAGAACACUUUGACUUACAGUUUAAAUACCACCUACAGCUAAAAUUAUACUAAUUACCAUAAUAACUAAUAUAUUGAUAUUCCUACGCCUACAUAUUCACUUAUAUUCAUUAGAAACUAUAAUUCCUAGACAAAUUUAUAUAAUCUUAUAAACUGAUUGUUAAUGCUGGCCAGAGGAAAUCUGGCGCCCCCUGCUGAGUGUUCAUCAUAUAGCUCCAUCCUCGGUUGUUUUUUUCCCUGACUGGGAUUGCUCAAUUGUUUGUCAAGGAGGUUCUGGUGGUGUUUGUUGUCUUCUGUUUUCUUCUCUUUUCUUGGUUUGUUUUACUGUUUUAUUUAGAUUUGCUUGUUUUUUCUGUUCUUUUUUUGUUUGUUUGUUUGUUUUGGUGGUUCUGGUGCGUCCAGUCUGUUCUAUGUUGUGUUUUGUUUUGACUUUUUGUUUUGUUUUGACGUGGUGGUUCUGGUGUGGGGUUUUAUUCUAUGCGGUUUCUUUCUCUUCUCUUGUUUAUUCUGCUAUUUGUUUGUUUUUCCCUGUUCUGUUUUCUUUUGUUUGUUUUGUCUUUUUUCUGUUUUGCUUUUUUGUUUAGUUUUGUUUGUUUCCCUGUUCUUCUUCUGUUGUUUUAUUGUUUGUUUUGUUGGUUCCAGUCUGUUCCAUGUUCAGUUUGGGCUCUGCUGGGGUCUUAUUCUGUUUUGUUUUGUUUUGCAUGUUCAGUGUGUAUAUGUCAUAUUAUAUUUUCAUGUCAUAUACACGCAACCGGUCACUUUUUGAAAUGCCCUGAACUGUUUAGCCACGCCCAUGACCACGCGCGCUCGCUCACUACUUCCUUUCACGGUUUCUUUUUCUUUCUUUCUUUUUUUUUUUGACGAUCACUUCCUUCUGGCGCGCGCUUGCACCCGUCCGCCUGUAAGAACACACGUUUGGUCCUCUCAGUCUGUUUGCUAAUGAGGGAGAACUUCUCAAGAGAUGAUUUCAGUCAUUAUUUCAGCGACAGCAUGACACCGUGGCCUUCCACGCGCGCUAGUUUCGCUCCGCGCGAGAUCCGUUCUCGGAGAUUUACCGAGUGCAGUCUGUUUCCGGUGCGACUUCUCUUAUCUGCUGCACGCGGAUCAAAGUGCAAAGAGGCGCGCGCCGCGACCGCACCGCGCGAUCAGCUGAACGGGAAGUGAACUGCAGGAAACCAACCUGGGAGAUAUGAACGGAACAGUUGCUGCAGCGGAUGAGACGGAGGAGAACGGCGAGAAAUCACAAUGGAAAUUGUUUAUCGAGGAUAUCAGUGUCUUACAGCUGGUGCUGAGCUUCUUGUUUAUGGGUGUGUUAUGUCUGGCGUUGAUGCUUUAUCUGAUGUUUACUCCACUGUGGCUGAUUCCCACUCUCUACUUCACCUGGCAGAUGAUUGACUGGGACACGCCUGAGAGAGGUGGUAGAAGAACUGCGUUUGUGAGAAACUGGAGAGUAUGGAAACACUUGAAAGACUACUUCCCAGUAAAGUUGGUGAAGACGGCAGAGCUGAAUCCCAGGAAGAACUAUAUUCUGGGUUGCCACCCGCAUGGCAUCAUGAGCAUAGGCGCCUUCUCCUGCUUCGGCACAGAGACCGGCGGGUUUGCACAGGCGUUCCCGGGAAUGCGCUCCUCUCUGGUCGUACUUGCUGGCCUUUUCCGCAUGCCGCUCUUCAGAGAGUACCUCAUGUUUGCAGGCGGGUUGCCAGUCAGUAAGAAGAGUCUGGAGUACAUGCUGAGUCAAGCUGGUGUGGGCAACGCCAUGGUCAUCAUCAUCGGAGGAGCUGAGGAGUCACUGGCUUGUUCUCCUGGCGUGAACACGGUGGUCAUGAAGCAGAGGAAAGGCUUUGUGCGUCUCGCUCUGGAAAACGGGGCUGACCUGGUUCCAGUGUACUCGUUUGGGGAGAACGAGCUCUUCCCGCAGGUGCUGCUGUCCGAGGGCAGCGUAGGCCGCAGGCUUCAGACUCUGUUUAAGCGGGUGAUGGGUUUUGCUCCAUGUCUCUUCACUGGGGGACGCUGGCUGCUCCUGCCUUACAGGAGACCUGUCGUUACUGUGGUUGGAAGCCCCAUCUCUGUGCCUCACAUACGCAAUCCAUCCGAACAGCAGGUGGACCACUAUCACAAGCUGUACAUGGACUCCCUGUCCAAACUCUUCCACUCCCACAAAACCAGCUGCGGACUGGCCGACACACACGAGCUACGCAUCAUCUAAAACACUACACACGCAAACACGAUGAAUAGCAUUAGUUAUACAGUUUUCACAGGACUAGAAGGUCUCAGGAAUAAUUUUUUUAUAUAGUUUUAAUCUAAAUGCAAAUGCUAUGACAGUGUUUAAUUUUACAGCUUGUAUUACAUUAGACAUUACUAAUUAAUUUAAAUAAAAUUAUGCUAGUCAUGAAU